GAGCCCCCCCGGUGAUGUUUCGGCGUUCCGUCGGGUUUGGAGUGAGGGGUUCACCUUCGACGACGCUUGCCUCGCACCACACAUACGAUGUACUUGCAACCUUGAGCGCCACCUGGCAGGGCGGUGCAUCGCCGGGGUCGUUCGUGGUCGCCCUCUGCGCUGGGCACGAAUCUCGGGGUUUCAUUGCUCUUUGAGGUACUGACGAACCCGGAAACCCGUCUAUGGGGUCGACUGUCGCCGACAAUGGAAUCCGACAUUGGAUCACAGCAUCAAUGUGACGGAGUGAACGUGCCGGAGCUUCUGGAUUCCGUCGUCGAAACGAUAUUACGGGCCACCGCCAUCAUUGUGCUUGCGGCCCCGUCGUGUGGCACUCGAUCCACAGUUACAGACGAUGUGGCCCAUCGCGGGGUGAGUCUGUCGAAUAAGAGUAAAACUAGGAGCCGGUUUCCGCCACUGGGCGCUUGGUCUAGGGGUAUGAUUUUCGCUUCGCACUUCCGUCAGGAACGCGAUAUCAUUGUGAAAGGUCGUGAGUUCAAUUCUCACAGCGUCCAAUGGUUUUGCUCGAAUGGAUCAGACCUGUGUUUGCGGCGGGGAGGCCGAGCCCGCAGGUUACUGCUAUCCCCGCGGUUAGUUAGGUCUGAUUCCCGCAGUGUCUAUCUAUCUUUUAUGCCUUUUUUAAAGGCGGAUGGGUUGCUUCUGUAUUCUUCUUGUUCUGUUGUAUUUAUUCUAUGAUGGUGUGCGGUUUGCUAUAUAGGGAUCUGGACAUGGCUUUACCAUACAAAUACUUAGUUAGUCAAGAG
This is a messenger RNA of Colletotrichum navitas, 800 nucleotides long. RefSeq lists its product as uncharacterized. The record is from RefSeq and is a predicted model, not a curated record. The transcript has a single exon. NCBI's taxonomy places the organism in Eukaryota, Fungi, Ascomycota, Sordariomycetes, Glomerellales, Glomerellaceae. The coding region runs from base 244 to 732 and encodes 162 amino acids.